Messenger RNA from Rhopalosiphum maidis (corn leaf aphid), 1287 nucleotides. RefSeq lists its product as uncharacterized. The transcript is spliced from 6 exons. The record is from RefSeq and is a predicted model, not a curated record. Bases 1 to 1287 code for a protein of 428 amino acids. NCBI's taxonomy places the organism in Eukaryota, Metazoa, Arthropoda, Insecta, Hemiptera, Aphididae.
AUGUCGCAGUACAUGCCAUACGGUGGGUUCAACUGGGUUGAGCCCACUUUGAACGGAUUAGAUGAUUUAGAAGAUACAUCAGCCAUAGGACGUGUAUAUGAGGUGGAUGUGUCAUACCCACGACAUUUGCAUGAUAACCACAAUGACCUCCCCUUCCUACCGCAAAACAGUGUGCCACGUGGAUCGAAGGUACGGAAGUUGAUGGGAACGUUCGAGGAGAAAAAAAAUUAUAUUAUACAUUAUAGGAACCUGCAGCAAGCGAUUAAAAAUGGAUUAAUAGUUGAAAAAGUACAUAGAGUGAUACAAUUUAACCAGUCUGACUGGCUGGCUAAAUAUAUUAAGUUGAACACCGAGAUGAGGAAGAAGGCGAGGAAUGAUUUUGAAAAGGACUUUUUUAAAUUGAUGAAUAACGCUGUAUUUGGAAAAAUUAUGCAAUCAAAGAGGAAGGAGAUGAAGAUGGAGUUGGUGUUUUGCGAGAGGAGGUUACAGAAACUAAUAAACAAAUGUACAUUCAAGCACUGUACAAAGUACAGUGAGAACCUAAAUGCUAUUGCUUUGGAGAAUAAAAUUAUAAGAUUUGACAAACCUAUUUAUAUUGGAUUUACAGUACUAGAUAUAAGUAAGACACUGAUGUACGACUACCAUUAUAAUGUAAUGCAGAGACAUUAUGGAGACAAAAUUAAAUUAAUGUACACUGACACAGAUUCACUAGUAUAUCACAUUCAGACGGAUGAUUUUUAUGUGGACUUGGUGGCUAACCCUAGUUUGUUGGACAGGAUGGACACCGCCAACCUGCCCAGUGACCAUCCUUGUUAUAUAGCUGAGAGAAAGAAGGAGCCGGGGCUGUUUUCUGAUGAGGUGGAUGAGAAUAUAAUCACCGAGUUUUGUGCAUUGAGGGUAAAGUCCUACGCUUUCAACAUACAUGCUGGAGCGGAGGACAGAGUUGGUGGUGAAAAGAUCAAGACGAAGGGAAUCAGAGCUCAUGUGGUUAAGAAUCACAUGACUCUUGAGGACCAUAGAAAGUGUUUGUUUGAUGAAGCUGGAGUGGAAUUAUACAAGGAGAAUGUAUCGAUACGAUCAUUUAAUCACCAACUCAAAACAAUAAAAACUAAAAAGUUGACAUACAACAGCUAUGACGAUAAGAGGGCGGUGUUAGAAGAUAAAAUAAAUACACUGGCCCAUGAACAUUAUAGUUUAGAGGAAGAUGACAUAUGGUCAGAACUUGAGGAAGAUGGAUGGAACUGGAACGAGGAAGAGAAAGAUUUGAUGAGGCUGCUACUGCAAUGA